Molecule: messenger RNA, 1160 nt
Organism: Humulus lupulus (European hop)
Lineage: Eukaryota; Viridiplantae; Streptophyta; Magnoliopsida; Rosales; Cannabaceae
Product: expansin-like B1
Exons: 4
Coding region: 1-759 (252 amino acids)
Cellular component (GO): extracellular region
Source: RefSeq, a predicted model, not a curated record
AUGAAGAAACAACUAUGUGCUCUUCUUGGCAUUCUGCUUUUUCCAGUAUUAUUAUGUGCUUCUACGUUUACAGAUUCAAGAGCCACCUAUUAUGGCACCCCUGACGGCUAUGGGACUCCAAGUGGAGCUUGCGGAUUUGGCGAAUAUGGAAGGGUGGUCAAUAAUGGCUAUGUCUCAGCAGUAUCUAGGGCACUGUACAAGGAUGGAGCUGGUUGUGGGGCAUGCUAUAAGGUUAGAUGCAAAAACCCCCAACUUUGCAGCUACAAUGGGGUGGACGUAGUAGUGACUGAUUAUGGGGAAGGAGAUAGAACUGACUUCAUCCUCAGCCCACGAGCCUUCUCAAGCUUGGCUCUUCCCAACGCAGACAAAGAGUUGUUCAAUUAUGGUGUGGUUGAAGUAGAAUAUACAAGGAUCUCUUGUAAGUACCCGGGUUUCAAGGACCAGGUUUCUUACAAGAUCAAUGAAAACGGCAAUUAUCCAUACUACUUGGCUUUGAGUGUUUUAUAUGUAAGCGGCCAAAACGACAUCACAGCAGUUGAAUUGUGGCAGGAGGACACCAAACAGUGGAAGCCCAUGCGUAGAGCCUAUGGGGCAGUUUGGGACAUGACAAAUCCACCAACGAGGGGACCAAUCACCUUGAGGUUCCAAGCUACAACCAGUUUAGGGUACACUUAUUGGGUUCGCUCUGCCAAUGCCAUACCCAAAGUCUGGAAAGCUGGGGCUACUUAUAAGGCCACCGUUAAGCUCAUCACUAAAUAAAUUUAUAUUCAUAUAUCAAUUUUUAUUAGAUGUAUCUCUGCUAAGAUAUAAUUAUACCGAUGUGUGAGGGCGUAAUAAAUAAGCCAAUUAUGUUUAAUUAGUUUUGUGUUGCUGCUUUUUUUUUUUUUUUUUUGAAUUUGUACUUGGGAAUAAUAGAGAUAUAUCAUCAAUAAAACUUGCAUUUUGUUAUUCUAAAGCUAACUAAAGAAAUUGAUCAAUUUGUCUAACAAAAAAAAAAAAAAACUAUCAUGUUUAAAAGAUUACUAUAAAUUAUAUUCUGACUAUUUUGGAAUGGAAUACAAAUAUUGUCGUCAACUUAAUUAGAAUGAUCACAAAUGCUAUUGGAAAUAGUAUCUACAGUUGUUGUUCGGAUUUAUAUAAAUCACAAUCAAUAUCCAAGA